GUUGCCUUUUGAUCUCUUAACCUGAUGCUUAUUUACCUGAAGUUGAUGCAUAACCUUAGUGAGAAUGUGACAUUGAUUAUGGUGCCUUACAGGGAAUGAGAGUUCCUCGAGGUCUUGAGGUUUGGAAAAUGGGCACCGUCAACUACCUGGAUGCCCUUAAGCUGCAGGACAAGCUGGUCUCCAAUAAAAAAACCCAUAGGAUUUCUGAUACACUUCUCUCCCUGCAACAUCCACCUACCUAUACCCUUGGCAAAAGGCGAACUGAUCACAAUUUAUUGGUUACUGAGGCUGAACUCAAAACUAUAGGGGCAGAACUUCACUACACAGAAAGGGGAGGGGAUAUUACAUUUCAUGGUCCACACCAAGCCAUCUUAUAUCCCAUUAUUUCUUUGAGGGAGAUUGGGAUUGGUGCCAGGAAGUAUGUAGAGAAGCUCGAGUUAACUAUGAUUGAAUUGGCGUCUUCAUAUGGUGUAAAAGCUCGUGCUGGACAAAUCGGUGAGACGGGUGUUUGGGUUGGAGAGAAAAAAAUUGGAGCAAUUGGGGUUCGAAUAUCAUCAGGGAUUACUUGUCAUGGAUUAGCAUUUAACAUUGAUCCUGAUCUGAGUUAUUUCAAGUAUAUUGUGCCUUGUGGGAUUGCGGAUAAGGAAGUUACAUCUCUGAGAAGAGAGACAGACAUGGCGCUCCCUGCUGAAGAAGUGAUUCAUGAGCAGUUGGUUUCUUGUUUUGUGAGGGUAUUUGGUUAUGGUAGUGUUAUUUGGAGAGAGAAUGAAUCAAUACUGUCGGAUAUUGAGCGAAAUUGAAAGGCCUUUAGCCGUUAUACCCCAU
Ilex paraguariensis (yerba mate) is the source of this 825-nucleotide messenger RNA. NCBI's taxonomy places the organism in Eukaryota, Viridiplantae, Streptophyta, Magnoliopsida, Aquifoliales, Aquifoliaceae. The record is from the annotation of a GenBank genome assembly.